Molecule: messenger RNA, 444 nt
Organism: Volvox carteri f. nagariensis
Lineage: Eukaryota; Viridiplantae; Chlorophyta; Chlorophyceae; Chlamydomonadales; Volvocaceae
Exons: 5
Coding region: 1-444 (147 amino acids)
Source: RefSeq, a predicted model, not a curated record
AUGCAGACUCUUACCUUUCUCGCAGCGCUGAUGGCGCUUUUUGUCCUCGUACGCUCCUCUGAGUUCACCACCACGCAAGCCCUCAUGGAGGAGCGCAACGCCACAGGGGAGUACUCCUGCGCCUGGCCGCGCGGAGGGAGACGGUGCUGCGGCACGCUCCGAAACCCAGGCGUGGCGCAUGGUUGGCGAAGUGACGAGACGGAUCACUGCUUUCCGGCCUCCGCCUCAGAUCACAUGGUCUGCUGCGUGGAUAUUCAGAAUGUGGACAAUGAGUACAACGUUGACGACCCCUCCGUGGCGCACCACAACCCGCUGAGUGGACCCAUCCGCCGGAACUCCGAUUCCAGCUCCUACUCCUGGUGCACUUGCUCCGAAACCAUUUGUGAGAAGCAGCUCAAGGGCCGUGUGGCCUGGGUGGGGCGACCAGGACGCACUCCAAAAUAA